AUGGAAAACUCUACUCACUACGAGAUCUUUAGGCUUGCUGCAUACGGUGAUAUCGGACAAUUGAAGUAUUUCUACUUUGCUCUAGUAACUGUAAUAUAUUUUGUCAUUAUUCUUGCCAAUGCUUUGCUUAUUGGAGUUAUCUGCAUUGAAAGAAGCCUUCAUGAACCCAUGUAUCUGUUUCUAUGUGCUUUGUUUGUUAAUCAGUUGUAUGGGAGCACUGGUUUGUUUCCUGCUCUCAUGUUUUACUUACUCUCUGACACACAUGAUAUUUCCCUUCUUUAUUGUUAUCUCCAGAUUUAUGUGUUGUACACAUAUGCUAUAACAGAAUUUUGUAAUUUAGCAGUUAUGUCCUAUGACAGGUACAUCUCUAUUUGUUAUCCUCUACAGUAUAACAAUAUUAUGACACCUAAAAUAAUUUGUGGCUUAAUCCUACUGCCCUGGGUGUAUUCUUUUUUCAUCAACGCCAUCAUUAUCUCCCUGAGUUUGCGACUGCAGUUUUGUGGUAACGUUCUAGACAGAGUGUAUUGUGACAACUACUCAGUAGUCAAGCUUGCCUGUUCAAAUACUAUGCUGAAUAACAUAUGGGGUUUUGUUGUCACUGUGAUAUCUUUUUCCUGUACUAUAUUUCCUACCAUAUACUCAUAUGUAAGAAUUCUACAAAUAUGUUUAAAGUCUUCUAAAGAGAUGAAACAGAAAGCAUUUAACACCUGUACACCACARAUAGCCUCUUUGCUGAACUUCUCCUUUGGCUGUUUAUUUGUGAUUCUACAAGGCAGAUAUGAAACUGCUCAUCUUCCACCUAUACUUCGCACUAUUUUAUUAGUUUAUUUUCUGAUAUGUCCACCACUUUUCAAUCCUUUAAUGUAUGGCGUUAGGAUGGUUAAAAUCAGGCAGGCUUGUAACAAGGUACUAGGACUUUACCCUAAAACAUAAACUGAUUAUUUUUGUAAUAUUGAAUUGUGUUUUGUUACUUAUAGUUGCUAUCAUUGACUGUACAAAUAUGUAUAAUUUUGCCAUAAUUUCUCUGUAGACCAAUGAUUAUUGUAAAGCAUCAAGUUUAUAUUGUAUUGUAACAGAAUGUUUUGUGUCAUAUUAGCUAGUUAACUGCAUAACUACAGAGCAUCA
Messenger RNA from Salvelinus sp. IW2-2015, 1125 nucleotides. RefSeq names its product olfactory receptor 11A1-like. Lineage: Eukaryota; Metazoa; Chordata; Actinopteri; Salmoniformes; Salmonidae. Gene Ontology annotation, cellular component: membrane. The record is from RefSeq and is a predicted model, not a curated record. Gene Ontology annotation, molecular function: olfactory receptor activity; odorant binding; G protein-coupled receptor activity. The transcript has a single exon. Gene Ontology annotation, biological process: detection of chemical stimulus involved in sensory perception of smell; G protein-coupled receptor signaling pathway. The coding region runs from base 1 to 933 and encodes 310 amino acids.